Anguilla anguilla (European eel) is the source of this 3906-nucleotide messenger RNA. RefSeq names its product tyrosine-protein phosphatase non-receptor type 9-like. The record is from RefSeq and is a predicted model, not a curated record. Gene Ontology annotation, biological process: protein dephosphorylation. The transcript has 13 exons. Gene Ontology annotation, molecular function: protein tyrosine phosphatase activity. NCBI's taxonomy places the organism in Eukaryota, Metazoa, Chordata, Actinopteri, Anguilliformes, Anguillidae. Bases 66 to 2321 code for a protein of 751 amino acids.
AGAGCGGAGUGACGGCGAGGCUUUAGUGGGCGGGGCCACAGCGACGCUGUUGCUGAGGCUUCAAGAUGGCGGAAGCCCUGACAAGCCAAGAAGAGCUGGCUGUGGAGGAGUUUCUGGCGGAGCUGAGGGCUCUGGAGGAGCCCGGGGUGGUGCUGGUGUCCCAGAGCACUGCCGUAAAGUUCCUCAUCGCUCGCAAGUUUGACGUGUCCAGAGCCAUCGACCUCUUCCAGGCGUACAAGAACACCAGGAUAAGAGAGGGAAUUUUCAACAUCGACCCGGACGAGGAGCCCCUGCGGACGGAGCUGCUCAGUGGGAAGUUCACGGUGCUGCCUGGUCGUGACUCCAGUGGUGCAGCUCUGGCCCUGUUCACCGCUCGACUGCAUCGGCCUGACGUCACUACCCACAAGGCCGUGCUGCAGGCCAUCAUAUACCAGCUAGACAAAGCCAUUGAAAGCCUGCAGACCCAGAGGGACGGCCUGGUCUUCAUCUACGACAUGACCAGCUCCACGUACGGCAACUUCGACUACGAGCUGUGUGUGAAGAUCCUCAACCUGCUCAAAGGCGCGUUUCCCGCGCGUCUGAAGUGCGUCUUCAUCGUGUCGUCGCCGCUGUGGUUCCGCGCCCCCUUCGCCGUCCUGCGGCUGUUCGUGCGCGAGAAGCUGAGAGAGAGGGUGUGCACGGUGAAGGCCCCAGAGCUGGCCGGUCACAUCCCCAUGCAGUCUCUGCCAGAGCACCUGGGGGGGUGCUCCCAGUACAGCCACAUCGCCUGGAUCCAGAGCUGCGUCAACGCCCACCGCCACCCGCAGGGGGGGGGCGACUGCGUGGGGGCGCUGCUCAGCUCCUACUGCCUGGACCCCCCCACGGGCGACGGCCUGAACUCCAACUGCGCUGACAACGACAACAACGCGAACCUGCACAACCACCUGCAGCAGCAGGGCAGAACUAGCACCCCCCCGCACCACGCCCACUGGAACGGCUCCGCCCUGCCGGGGGGCGGGGCCCGGGGCACGGGCGUGGCCGACGCUGGUGACGAGAGCGACGGCGGGGACUGUGGGGGCAGCCCCAACGCCAAUGGGGAUGGGUGGAGUCGCCAGGCUCCGCCUCCCCAGUCAGACACGCCCCCGGACACGCCCCUACACCUGACACACAGCGGAGGGGUUUUGGAAGGGGGAGGGGACCCGAUGUCAGGGGGGAGGGACCAGGACCAGGACCAGGAUGAGGAUGAGGGGGAAGGGGAGGAAGAGGACGAGGAGGAAGGGGAGGAGGAGGAGGAAGGGGAGCCGGGGGUGCCGCCGCUGCCCCAGAAGUCUUUGCGGCCGGUGGGGUCACAUGACCCCACCCCCACCUCCCUGUCGGUGCACAUGCCGGAGCGGGACGGGAUGGGGGUGAAGGAGCUGGUGGCGUACGUGAAGAGGAAGGGCAAGCGGGGCAUCUACCAGGAGUACGAGGAGAUCCGCAAGGAGCCGGCCUCCGGAACCUUCCACUGCUCCAAAAAACCUCACAAUCAGAUGAAGAACAGGUACAGCGACGUCCUCUGCCUCGACCAAUCCCGUGUGAAGCUGAGCCUGCUGGAGGAUGAUGAGGACGAGUCCACAGAUUAUAUCAAUGCAAGUUUUAUGGAUGGAUAUAAGAAGAGCCAAGCCUACAUCGCCACUCAGGGCCCUUUGCCAAAAACGUACGCAGACUUCUGGCGCAUGGUGUGGGAACAAAUGGUGCUGAUCAUCGUCAUGACGACAAGGGUGGUGGAGAGGGGGCGGGUCAAAUGCGGACAGUACUGGCCGCUGGACGCAGGCCACACCCAGGAGCACGGACACUUCCUGGUCCGGAACGUCCGAAUCGAGAUGUUCCAGGACUUCAGACUGUCACACCUGGAGCUCUGCAACAGUGAGACGGGGGAGCGUCGGGACGUGGCUCACUACCUGUACGUCAGCUGGCCGGAUUUCGGCGUUCCCAAGUCCGCCUCGGCCCUGCUGGAGUUCCGGGCACAGGUCCGGCAGCACCAGGAGACGGCCUUCCAGGCCGUCAGCGCCAGCUGGACCGGCUCUCCCGGGGGCCCCCCUGUGGUGGUGCACUGUAGUGCAGGCAUCGGAAGAACCGGUACCUUCUGCACUCUGGACAUCUGUCUGUCCCGUCUGGAGGACGUGGGGACGGUGGACGUGAGGCAGACGGUGAGGCGCAUGCGGACCCAGCGAGCGUUCAGCAUCCAGACCUGGGACCAGUACUACUUCUGCUACACGGCCGUCCUGGAGUACGCCCAGCGCCGCCGCCUGCUCCCGCCCCUGCAGUGGUCCGACUCGGAGCUGGAGACCGACAGCGAGUGACCCGCCCCCGCCCCCGCCCCCGCCCCCGCCCCCGCCCCCGCCCCCAUCCUGCAGAAACCCCGAGGAGGAGGAGGAGGAGGAACGAGUCCACUCCUCCGCCUCUCAGGCUCAUCUGCGGACUGACGGCCAGUCAGAUUGGGGGGCGUCUUACAAGCUGUAGCAUUUUAUAUUGACUUGCACAUGUGGAAGGGCAAACUUGAACUUUGUAUCUUAGUUUUUUUGUUUUGUUUUUUCCGCUCAACCACCCCUAACCCCCGACUUACACCAUUCUGUUUGAUUUCAAGCAGAACCCAUGACGUAGAAAAAAGAAAACUUGAACAAAUUUCUUUUGGAGAAAAUGAUAAUAUAUUAGUCUGUUUGGUCUAGGUCCAUUUUCUGUUCUUGUAGUUUUGUUGUGUUUUUCAGGUGAGUGUUGUGUGUUUUGUAUUUUUGUACAGUAUUUCUGUUCAUAUGUAGACUAACCUUAAAGCCAAAGGUAUCACCUUGAAUGCGUAUCUGGACCUUAGUUGUAAGCCCUUACAUAUCCAUGUAACGUACAUUUAUAUACUGUCCAUAACAGCCUUUGACAAAAAGCCUUGUUUUAAUAUAAUAGACAUAACAUUAACAAAUGUAUAAAUAUAUAUAGAUAUAUAUAGUGGAUUAUCUUAUUCAGACAAAUGACAGAGAUUAAGAUACAAAUACUCUAUCAUAAACCUGUGUGGUCUGUCAGGUCUUACAUCAUCUCAAAACAGUGUCGUCUUUGGUUUCUUGACAAACUCGCAUAAAUUGGCCUUAAGCUGAUUUAGUUUCAUUACACUGCCUGUAGUUCUGACCUUUGACCUCUGAUCCAUACAGUGGUGCAUUAUGGGGUUUGUUGUGCCUCAGUGUUCAUGUGCCUUCAGGCUUGCCAAGUGUGCAUAAAGGCCUAAUAGCAAUCAAUCCAUUUAUUUUUAUUUUCAUUUGUAAUCUCAGGGGUACAUUCUAGUGUGUGCUAGUGUCAAAAUGUCUCUUGGUUCACCUCUGGUAAUUUUUUUUAAAGCAUAGUUUUUUUGUACAACAUACAAUAUUUUAUCAUAUUUUAUUUGUGCAUUUGUAAAACUUUGACAGUAUUGAUAAUGAAUGUUGGUACGAUGCUUAAAACAAACAAAAAUGUUUUAUUGAUUUGAUAAGCUAAAAAGAAGCUAGAAGAGAGAAUCUUUUUGGAGUUGUGCGGAAGUUUCUUGCGUGAUGCUGCUUGGCAUUGUGGGAGCUGAAGACCAAUUUCCUUUUCUUGACGGUGAAAUGGUGAACCUGUUUUUAUUUUUUUUUAAACCUGUUGUGAACUCUGCUCAUGUUGUGAAGCGGUUACUUGCGGUGAGUGUGGACUCAGAAACAGAGAGAAGACUAAAUCAACUCAAAGAUAAAAGUGCUGCCACCGGUCUCCAUUUUGAUCUGCUUGUGUGAUGGUGGUGCAGAGCGUGAGCUGCAGAACUGGGCGCCAGAGAGCGCCAUCCUGUGGCCAAAAGCGUAUGAACACUGGCCCCUCCCACUCCCUGAACCCCUCAGCCAAUGGCAGUGGCCCGUUUCCUCCCCUCAGACUCUGUCCUCAUUAAACAAGUCAGAGAAA